Messenger RNA from Monomorium pharaonis (pharaoh ant), 954 nucleotides. Its product is annotated as zinc finger protein 266. Gene Ontology annotation, biological process: regulation of transcription by RNA polymerase II. Gene Ontology annotation, molecular function: DNA-binding transcription factor activity, RNA polymerase II-specific; RNA polymerase II cis-regulatory region sequence-specific DNA binding. The transcript is spliced from 3 exons. The record is from RefSeq and is a predicted model, not a curated record. Lineage: Eukaryota; Metazoa; Arthropoda; Insecta; Hymenoptera; Formicidae. Bases 16 to 867 code for a protein of 283 amino acids.
ACUGUAUAACCGCUUAUGCUUGCAUUACCGGACACACCAGUCGGGUAUUCCCCAGUUUGCACUUCCACUACGCCACAAUCAUACAGUAUCAUCAUCUAUUUGACCGCGGAAAUCUAUGUCAUUAUCCAAGACGCGUACUUUAAUAAUAGUAAUAAUAUUCGGGAGAUUAUGUCAUGCAAUGCUCGAGGACGCUGUCAUUUCUGCUACAAAAAACAUACCAUAUCCGUAUUUGGAAGCGACGAGAUGACUCAUAAAUUUCUACAAAAAAUGAAUUUGAAACUUGGGGUUUUGAACACAGUUUGUUCUCCUUGUAUAACUGAACUCGAAGAUUUUCUCAAAAGGAAUUUUCCCGAUAUACAUUCACCUUUCGAGAAAACAAUCAUCAAGAAAAAUCACAUCGGGACUUUAACGGGCUUUCAGAAUACGAACAAUUUGGAGAUAAAUACGGAAAAGUCACAAGUCGACAAUAAUAUUAAAACAGAGAAAAUUACGGAAACUGAUAUUAAAAUUGAAGAAAAAGUUAAUUCUAUUGAUAUAGAAAAUAAAGCUAGUACUCACAGUUCACAAGUCCGCGAAGAUACUAGAAAUAUACGGAAGAAACAGUUAAUAUGCGAGUUCUGUCAAAAGGAGUUCAAUCACACGGGGGAUUUCAACAAGCACAGAAGGAAGCACACAGGCGAGCAACCUUAUACGUGUAAUACGUGUGGACGAAAGUUUAAGACGUCGUCCAAUCUUGGCAGGCAUCAACAAGUACAUCUUGGGAUAAAACCGUUCUGCUGUAAGAUUUGCGGACGCUCUUACACGCGACAAAUCAAACUUUCUGCCCAUUUAAUAACAAAGCAUUACGAAGCUUUGAAAUCUGAUUAAUCAAUGAUAUAAUAUAAUGUAAUGUAUAUUAUGAAACAGUGAAAUGUAUUUAAAAAAUGUGAUGAGUGUAAAAAAUGUAAGAGUUUA